Messenger RNA from Zalophus californianus (California sea lion), 1961 nucleotides. It is a transcript of the gene CLEC17A, whose product is annotated as C-type lectin domain containing 17A. The coding region runs from base 73 to 1062 and encodes 329 amino acids. The record is from RefSeq and is a predicted model, not a curated record. Lineage: Eukaryota; Metazoa; Chordata; Mammalia; Carnivora; Otariidae. The transcript is spliced from 12 exons. Gene Ontology annotation, molecular function: signaling receptor activity.
GAGCAGGAGGUAUAGGAGGCAGAAGCUGUCCAGCUCUGCCUCUGCCCUCAGGCUCCUGGGUGAGCUGCAACCAUGUACAUGUAUACCAACUCUGGGUGCCAGGACCUGCCAGGGACCAGAGGGGAGGAGGAGGAGGAGGAAGAUGGUGAUGAUUAUGAGAACAUGGCGCCACCAUACAAGGAUCUUCCUCCCAAGCCAGACUCAAUGGCUCCACCAAGGCCUCCGAGGGCAGGAAAGAAAAUGGAGAACCCCCCACUUCCCUGCAAGUCCCCAAAGAUCAAAGGCCUGGACCUCACCCCUGUCCCCCGCACGUCUCCUCAACUGGGUGUCAACCUGGAGCAUCCUCCGUUCCAGUCAUCCCUAGCUAUAACUCCAGUGACCCACCUCAGUCAGAAGUCCAGGUGUCCUGGGUGCUACCAGGAGGAGAGACUGGUGGUGUACCUGUGCCUGCUGGUGGUGGUGUCACUGCUCCUGGGCUGCACUGGUCUGGCUGUGACCCUGAUUAAGUACCAGGAGAUGGUGGAAGAGCUGAAGAUAUUAACCUUUCAGCAGAUGGCGUGGCAAGCAAAUGUGACUGGCACGGCAGGGAUAGCUGGCCUGAAGAAGGACAUUGACCACAUAAGAACUUACACCAACCAGUCCCUAGUAGAACUUCGGGGCUUAUUAGACUGUACCAAGGUCACCUGCCCGGAGGGUUGGCUACUCUUUGAGGGAAAGUGUUACUACUUCUCCCCAACCACCAAGUCAUGGGAUGAAGCCCGGAAGUUCUGCCAGGAGAAUUACUCUCACUUGGUCAUCAUCAGUAGCUUUGCUGAACAGAACUUUGUGGCCAAGGCUCAUGGCUCUCCACGGGUGUACUGGCUGGGGCUGAAUGACAGGGAACAUGAAGGGGACUGGAAGUGGCUGGAUGGGUCACCUGUCACUCUGAGCUUUUGGGACCCAGAGGAACCCAACAACAUCUAUGAUGAGGACUGUGCCAGCAUGAACAAAGGUGGCACCUGGAAUGACCUCUCUUGUGACAAGACUACAUAUUGGAUCUGUGAGAGGAAAUGUUCCUGUUGAAACUUACAGUUGAGGGUGGGUGUGGGUCCAUACCCAGUGCUCCUUGGCUCUUGGGAUGAGAACCUUCUGCCCUUCCACGGAAGACUCUACCUCUCCAUGAGCUGACAUGGAUAUACCUAAGAUGGAACCAGGAGCUUGGAUGUUGCAAGUCCCCUUGGGUGCAAGUGAGAGCAUUUCUAGGGUGAGGAUUUGAGGGCUUGGUUUUUUUUUUUUUAAGAUUUUAUUUAUUUAUUUGGGAGAGAGAGUGAGCGAGGGAGAGUGCACACAAGCAGGGGCAGAGGCAGAGGGAGAAGCAGACUCCCCUGCUGAGUGGGGAGCCCGAUGCGGGGCUCAAUCCCAGGAUCUGGAGAUCAUGACCUGAGCUGAAAGCAGACGCUUAACCGACUGAGCCACCCAGGAGCCCCGUGGACUUGUUCAGUCGGAUGGUGUCUUUGUCUGUUCAGGCUGUUAUACCAGAAAACUGUAAACUGAGUGGCUUAUAAACAACAGAGGUUUAUUUAUUGAAAUUCUGGAAGCUGGAAAGUCCAAGAUCAAGGCAUAAUGUCUAACAAGGGCCCACUUUCUGAUUCACAGAUGGCCAUCUUCUUGCUGUGUUCUCCCAUGCUGGAAAGAGUGAGAGCUCUCUAGGGUCCCUGUUAUAAGGGCACAAGAGUUCUACCCUCAUGACCUAAUCACCUCCCAAAGGCCCAUCACAUUGUGGGUUAGGAUUUAACAAAUGACUUGGGUGAGGGCCCAUAAUUCAGUCUGUAGCAGGUGAUUCACUGGAGAUGUGGUUCAUUUCUGAGCGGACCUUCUUGGGCUAUUAGCUCUUGCAAUAUUAGAACUCAGGAUGUCAGUUUGCAGUGUGGUCCUUGACCACUGUCUUGGUUUGCUGGGGCUGCCAUAAUAAAGCACCAUAG